AACAACAUGAGGGUGAAUUAUUAAUUACAUAAUUUUGAUUAUUGGGUGAACUAACCCUUUAACUAAUAAACAUGUUAAGAUUUAGACACAGAUGUUUCGAUCAUAUUGACGGUACAGUAACUGAUUGUUUAUUGGUUGUUUUAGGUGUUGCUAUGGUUAUGUCAGUUAGAAGGGCUCCUCCUCUUCCUCUGAUCUUUCUGCUCAUGAUUCAUGAGGUUUCUAGUGCUGAUUGGGGUGUGAAUUACAGAGAUUCACACAUCUGUGCACUAAAGGACUCAUCAGUGAUAAUGAGCUGCAAUUAUACAUACUCUACUGGAUAUGAGAUCAAGAAAGUGUUCUGGACCAAAAACUCUGUAGAAGUUGGUGAAGAGUAUCCAGAUCUGUCUGAAGACCCUGAAUACAGUCAGAGGCUUCAGUAUCUGGGAGAUAAACAGAAGACCUGCACCAUCAGACUGAGUCAUGUGACACAGAAGGAUUCACAUAAAUACUAUUUCAGUCCCAUCGCUUAUGAAACUGGUUUCUGGAAAAAAAGUGUGAAUUGGAUUGGUGAUCCAGGAGUGUCUCUGACUGUCACAGAUCUUCAGGUGGAGUCUCCUGAGACAGUGACAGAGGGAGAUUCAGUCCGUCUGACAUGUAAAAGCAGCUGCGCUCUGACUGACAGAGCAACAUUCAUCUGGUACAGAAACUCAAAGAAAUUAACUAAGAGAAGAGACAGAAACAAUAAACUCCUGCUGCAGUCAGUCAGAAGAGAGGAUGCAGGCAGAUACAGCUGUGGUGUACAGGAACACACUUACAUCUCUCCUGCUGUUCAGCUCCGUGUCACAUAUCCUCCAAACAGUGUCUCAGUGUCCAUCAGUCCAUCUGGUGAAAUAGUGGAGGGAGAUUCAGUGACUCUGAUCUGCAGCAGUGAUUCAAACCCUCCUGCAGAAAUCAGCUGGUUUAAAGGAGGAAGUUUUUUAAGAUCUGGAAGAAUCUACAGCAUCUCAAAGAUCAGCUCUAAUCACAGUGGAGAAUACAAGUGCAAGUCCAGCAAUAAACAUGGAUGGAAAUACUCUGCUGUGACUUUAAACGUCAUGAGGGUUUCUAGUGCUGAUUGGAGUGUGAGUUAUGGACAUUCACACAUCUGUGCACUAAAGGACUCAUCAGUGAUAAUGAGCUGCACUUAUACAUACCCUACUGGAUAUCAGAUCAGGAAAGUGUUCUGGACCAAAAACCCUGUGAAGGUUGGUGAAGAGUAUCCAGAUCUAUUUGAGGACCCUGAAUACAGUCAGAGGCUUCAGUAUUUGGGAGAUGAACAGAAGAACUGCACCAUCAGACUGAGUCAUGUGACACCGAAAGAUUCACAAAAGUACUAUUUCAUUCUCCUCGCUGAUAAACCUGGUUUAUCCAACUGGAUUAAGCAGUGGAUCACAACUGUUAAAGAUAAUGUGAAAUGGAUUCGUGUUCCAGGAGCAUCUCUUACUGUCACAGAUCUUCAGGUGGAGUCUCCUGAGAAUGUCACUGAGGGUCAGAAUGUCAGUCUGACAUGUGUAAGCAGCUGCGCUCUGACUGACAGAGCAACAUUCAUCUGGUACAGAAACUCAAAGCCAUUAACUGAGAGAAGAGACAGAAACAAUCAACUCCUGCUGCAGUCAGUCAGAAGAGAGGAUGCAGGCAGAUACAGCUGUGGUGUGCAGGGACACACUUACAUCUCUCCUGCUGUUCAGCUCAAUGUCACAUAUCCUCCAAACAGUGUCUCAGUGUCCAUCAGUCCAUCUGGUGAAAUAGUGGAGGGAGAUUCAGUGAAUCUGAUCUGCAGCAGUGAUUCAAACCCACCUGCAGAAAUCACCUGGUUUAAAGAAGGAAGGUUUUUAGGAUCUGGAAGAAUCUACAGCAUCUCAAAGAUCAGCUCUAAUCACAGUGGAGAAUACAAGUGCAAGUCCAGCAAUAAACAUGGAUGGAAAUACUCUGCUGUGACUUUAAACGUCAUGUAUCCACCAAAGGACGUCGCAGUGUCCAACUUCAGUCUAUCUGGUGUAAUAGUGGAGGGAGAUUCAGUGACUCUGAUCUGCAGCAGUGAUUCAAACCCUCCUGCAGACAUCAACUGGUUUAAAGGAAGAAUGUUUGUAGGAUCUGGAAGAAACUACAGCAUCUCAAAGAGCAGCUCUAAUCACAGUGGAGAAUACAAGUGCAAGGCCAGCAAUAAACAUGGAGAGAAAUACUCUGAUGCUGUGAUUUUAAAUGUCAUGUAUCCUCCAAAAAGUGUCUCAGUGUCCAUCAGUCCAUCUGGUGAAAUAGUGGAGGGAGAUUCAGUGACUCUGAGCUGCAGCAGUGAUUCAAACCCACCUGCAGAAAUCACCUGGUUUAAAGAAGGAAGGUUUUUAGGAUCUGGAAGAAUCUACAGGAUCUCAAACAUCAGCUCUAAUCACAGUGGAGAAUACAAGUGCAAGUCCAGCAAUAAACAUGGAGAGAAAGACUCUGAUACAGUGAUGCUGAAUGUGACGUAUGCUCCAAGAAAUGCAGUGGUGUCCAUCAGUCCAUCUGGUGAAAUAGUGGAGGGAGAUUCAGUGACUCUGAUCUGCAGCAGUGAUUCAAACCCUCCUGCAGAAAUCAACUGGUUUAAAGGAGGAACAUUUGUAGGAUCUGGAAGAAACUACAGCAUCUCAAACAUCAGCUCUAAUCACAGUGGAGAAUACAAGUGCAAGUCCAGCAAUAAACACGGAGAGAAAGACUCUGAUACAGUGAUGCUGAAUGUGACAUAUGCUCCAAGAAAUGUAAUGGUGUCCAUCAGUCCACCUGGUGAAAUAGUGGAGGGAGAUUCAGUAACUGUGAUCUGCAGCAGUGACUCAAACCCUCCUGCUCUGAACUUCAGCUGGUUUAAAGGAGGAACAUUUGUACGGUCUGGAAGAAACUACAGCAUCUCAAACAUCAGCUCUAAUCACAGUGGAGAAUACAAGUGCAUGUCCAAUAAUAAACACGGAGAGAAAGACUCUGAUACAGUGAUGCUGAAUGUGACGUAUGCUCCAAGAAAUGCAGUGGUGUCCAUCAUCAGUCCAUCUGGUGAAAUAGUGGAGGGAGAUUCAGUGACUCUGAUCUGCAGCAGUGACUCAAACCCUCCUGCUCUGGACUUCAGCUGGUUUAAAGAAGGAACAUUUGUAGAGUCUGGAAGAAUCUACAGCAUCUCAAACAUCAGCUCUAAUCACAGCGGAGAAUACAAGUGCAAGUCCAAAAAUAAACACGGAGAGAAAGACUCUGAUACAGUGAUGCUGAAUGUGACGUAUGCUCCAAGAAAUGUAAUGGUGUCCAUCAGUCCACCUGGUGAAAUAGUGGAGGGAGAUUCAGUGACUCUGAUCUGCAGCAGUGACUCAAACCCUCCUGCUCUGAACUUCAGCUGGUUUAAAGGAGGAACAUUUGUACGGUCUGGAAGAAACUACAGCAUCUCAAACAUCAGCUCUAAUCACAGUGGAGAAUACAAGUGCAUGUCCAAUAAUAAACACGGAGAGAAAGACUCUGAUACAGUGAUGCUGAAUGUGACGUAUGCUCCAAGAAAUGCAGUGGUGUCCAUCAUCAGUCCAUCUGGUGAAAUAGUGGAGGGAGAUUCAGUGACUCUGAUCUGCAGCAGUGACUCAAACCCUCCUGCUCUGGACUUCAGCUGGUUUAAAGAAGGAACAUUUGUAGAGUCUGGAAGAAUCUACAGCAUCUCAAACAUCAGCUCUAAUCACAGCGGAGAAUACAAGUGCAAGUCCAAAAAUAAACACGGAGAGAAAGACUCUGAUACAGUGAUGCUGAAUGUGACGUAUGCUCCAAGAAAUGUAAUGAUGUCCAUCAGUCCAUCUGGUGAAAUAGUGGAGGGAGAUUCAGUGAAUCUGAUCUGCAGCAGUGAUUCAAACCCUCCUGCUCUGAACUUCAGCUGGUUUAAAGAAGAAACAUUUGUAGGAUCUGGAAGAAACUACAGCAUCUCAAACAUCAGCUCUAAUCACAGCGGAGAAUACAAGUGCAAGUCCAAUAAUAAACACGGAGAGAAAGACUCUGAUACAGUGAUGCUGAAUGUGACGUAUGCUCCAAAAAAUAUAAUGGUGUCCACCAGUCCAAUAGUGGAGGGAGAAUCAGUGACUCAUAAACAUGUAGAGAAAUACUCUAAUGCAAUGCCUUUAAAUGUCAUGUACCCUCCAAAAAAUGUCUCAGUGUACAUAAAUGGAUCUGCUGAAACAGUGGAAGGAGAUUCAGUGACUCUGAUCUGCAGCAGUGAUUCAAACCCUCCUGCUCUGAACUUCAGCUGGUUUAAGGAGAAUCAAAGCUCCUCUGUUGGAUCUGGACAGAGUUUCAGUGCACUACAGAGUGGACGCUUCUACUGUGAGGCUCACAAUCAACACGGAUCUCAGAGAUCAGAUGCUGUUACUGUCACUGUUAAAGAGCAUCACGGAUCCCGUUGGCAUGAAGUUUUUGGGAUCACAGUGGAAUGUGGAGUAUCAUUCAUCAUUGUUACCAUCACUAUCAUUAUCAUCAUGUUCAUAAUAAAGAAACUAAGGAGUUUUAAAUAUGAAUACAUCACAAUGACACAGAUCUCUGAAUCCAGUGAAGACACAUACAGACUUCUUGAGCUCCAGUCCACGACCUCUGAUCUGUAUGGCACACUCACAACCCUUCAUCCCACACCUCUUGAAGGCUCAUGUACAACAGCUUUAUAAUGAAAUUGAUUAACUUAAUUUAGUCUGUCUUCAUGUUAUUGACUGUUCAGAUCAACAGGAAGAUGCUGCUGUAAGAGGUGGAGCACAAAGUGUUAAUACUGAGCUCUGUGGGCGGAGCCACUUAUGACUGAGGGGGAUCACUGAGUUGCUUCAGUUUUUUAUUUCUUUAUGGUUUCAGGAGCAUUAUUCAGAGGUGGGUAA
Molecule: messenger RNA, 4868 nt
Organism: Carassius auratus (goldfish)
Lineage: Eukaryota; Metazoa; Chordata; Actinopteri; Cypriniformes; Cyprinidae
Product: B-cell receptor CD22-like
Exons: 22
Coding region: 72-4667 (1531 amino acids)
Source: RefSeq, a predicted model, not a curated record